Penicilliopsis zonata CBS 506.65 is the source of this 1614-nucleotide messenger RNA. RefSeq lists its product as hypothetical. Bases 1 to 1614 code for a protein of 537 amino acids. Gene Ontology annotation, molecular function: transmembrane transporter activity. The transcript has 5 exons. Gene Ontology annotation, biological process: transmembrane transport. Lineage: Eukaryota; Fungi; Ascomycota; Eurotiomycetes; Eurotiales; Aspergillaceae. The record is from RefSeq and is a predicted model, not a curated record.
AUGGAAGAGCGUAAGGAGAGUACCGGCGACAGCCAGACGGACAGUCAUGAAAACAUCUCUGGCCUGCAGCUGGCCGCUGUUCUGGGCUCGGUCACUCUCGUUUCGUUUCUGAUGCUACUCGACACAUCUAUCGUUGCAACUGCUAUUCCACGCAUCACAAGUGACUUCCACUCCCUCGACGAUGUGGGAUGGUACGGAACGGCGUAUUUGCUGGCCAACUGCUCUCUGCAGCCGCUGACCGGAAAGCUAUACACCUAUUUCAGCAAUAAGUGGACAUAUCUUGCCUUCUUUACUGUCUUUGAGAUCGGCUCGGCCCUCUGCGGCGCUGCCCAGUCGUCCAACAUGCUUAUUAUCGGCCGAGCCGUGGCUGGAAUGGGAGCAUCCGGCCUGUUCAACGGGGCGUUCACCAUUAUGCACGCAAGUGUUCCAGCACCAAGGCAGCCUGCCCUCCUUGGUAUAAUGCUUGCGUUUUGCCAGCUGGGAACGGUCUCUGGUCCGUUGGUGGGGGGUGCAUUAACCCAACAUGCAUCCUGGAGAUGGUGCUUCUAUAUUAAUCUGCCCUGUGCUGCUGUCGCUAUCCCGUUAUUGAUCUUCAUCAACAUCCCCGACAACGCCCAUACGACCAGCAAUAAAGACAGCCUCUCACAGCUGCUGCAUCGUCUCGAUCUUCCCGGCUUUGCUCUCUUCGCCGGGGCAUCCAUCCAGCUGUUGAUAGCCCUGAACUGGGGGGGCACCACAUACGCCUGGUCGAGCUCGACCAUCAUCGGGCUCUUCUGCGGGUCUGGCGUGACGGUGAUGGUGUUCAUUGCCUGGGAACAUCACCAGGGUCUGCAGGCCAUGGUCCCUUUAUCACUUAUUUCCCGCCGCGUCAUCUGGGCCAGCUGUCUGAAUUAUGGUCUCUUUACCGGCUGCAUCCUCCUCUCGAUAUACUUCCUGCCCAUCUAUUUCCAGGCCAUCCGCAAUGCCACCCCAACCAUGUCAGGCGUGGAUAUCCUGCCGACGAUCCUAUCAAACAUCGUCUUCAGUGUCCUCACUGGCGCCGCCAUUGGCCGAGUAGGCUAUUACCUCCCGUUUGGCGUCGCGAGUGCUGCGUUUAACCUCAUCUCCACUGCCCUGCUCACCACCCUCACCCCAACCUCAUCAACAGGAGUCUGGAUCGGGUUCCAGAUCCUACAGGGCGUAGGGCGUGGGCUCGGCUUCCAGGUCCCGAUUAUGGCAGUGCAGAACAACACGCCCAAAGAGCUCGUCAGCAUAGCCACGGCGUUGGUGACCUUCUUCAUGAAUAUGGGUGCCGCCGUUUCGCUCAGUCUGGGCGAGACCAUCUUCUCGACCGAACUCGCCAGAUACCUUGCUCAAGACGCUCCCUCGGUCGAUGCGGCAGCUGUCGUGGCUGCGGGUGCUUCUGCCUUUAGGGAGGUUGUGCCUGCCGACUUACUUCCAGAGGUGCUCAGAGCGUACUGCAAGGCAAUCACGAGGGUGUUGGUGAUGGGGGCUGCUGUUGGAGGGGGGCAGUUUUUGGUUUCAUUUGGCACUGGCUGGGUGAGUGUGAAGAAAGAGAAAAAGGGAGACGAAGAAAGUGAAGAGACACAGAAUGUAGAGAGAGAAGGAAGGUAA